GCGGAGCUGCGCCGGCUGGCUUCGGCUGCUCCGCUCCGGGCUGCCAUGGGAAGCGGGCUGGCCGCGAGCGUCCUCCUCGUCCUGGCCCUCUGCGGGCGCGGGGGCGCUGCAGGAACCGAAGAAGUGGCAGUGGGCGAACUUGACGGGGAAGUGACUCUGCGAUGCCGGAAUGCAUCUCCCCAAGCAGAUAUGGUAGAAUGGUUUCACGGCGAGCCCGGUGCUAUCCCCAUGCUCUUCUCCUCAGAUGGCAAGCUGCCUUCAGACGCUCGCUUUUCCUUGGUGGGAAACAGCUCUUUACACAUUUUGGGACUGCGUUUGCAGGACCAGGGAACCUAUGUGUGCCGUGAGAUGGUGGCUGAGACCAACCAUACCCACAGGAUCCAGUUACUGGUGGCCAGUGGACCAGACCAGGUGGAGGUCAACAUUUCUCCCACCAUGGAAUUGCCAAACGGCACACUUUAUGCCAAGAGACACGACAUCUUGAACUUCACCUGCACCAGCGACUCCUGGCCUGAAUCCGCCACUGAGUGGGAUUUUAACCCAUUUGGCUCUGUACAGGAGCAAUUUACUGAAGUCAACAGCUCACACAGUUUUUUUGUCCUCCACAACGUCUUGCCCAGCUACCAAGGGAAUUACUCGUGUUUGGCCACCAACUUGUUGAGCCAACGCCAGAGGUCUGUCACGCGGGAACUCUUGAUCUACUAUCCCCCACCGUCGUCACCCAGAUGUUGGGCUCAGACCUCCAUGGACAAUUCUGAGAAGGUGCAACUGUCCUGCAGCUGGCUUGGAGGUUACCCAUCCCCUACAGUCCAGUGGAUCAACCCAGAGGAUCUAGUCCUGGAUGCCAACGCUACCCACGUUGCAGAUGCUACUGCAGUGUCUCUGCAAGGAUCACACCAGCUUUUGGGCAAGGAUUUUGUAUGCUGUGGAAGCCAUGUUGUGAAUGGGGAGGAAAACCAGACCUGCACCUUGCAGUUGGAAGGCCCCUUGGUCAUAUCCAACCCAAUGAAGAGCUGCUUUGUGGGGAGAUCAGUGGCAAUGACCUGCGAACUGACUGCCGGCAACCCACCUGCGAGGAUCACCUGGCUACGCAAUUUCUCUAAGCUGGAGACAGAGAUCCAGUCAGGUGGGAGGUUUCUCAUCAGCCAAAAGGGCAGGGUCUCCACCCUUGUCAUCCAGAAUUGCUCCACCAGCACAGACCAAGGGUAUUACCUCUGCAAGGCUGAGAACCCCCUGGGCUUGAAAGAGGUGUAUGUUCACUUGAAGGUGACCGAACCUGUGAACAUUGCUGGCAUUGUGGGAACCAUCGUAGUCCUUUUAUUGUUGGGAAUUCUGAUCUUUUCUGGAAUCCUUCUAUAUGCUGGACCUCACGUGUGCCUCAAAGGGAACAUGCUUCGGAAUCAAGAUGCCAGUGACAUCCUUGAACUAGUGGACUCGGAAGAAGAGGAUCUGGACCUGGAAGCCACCGGGGAGCCCACUUUGCAUCAGAUGGAAGGGAUGGGGAAUGGAUAUCCUACCAGAUCUACUGAAAGCUCCUUUCCAGAAACAUUCAUCUCCCUGGAAGAAACCCAGAUGUCCCAACGCACGGCAUAGAGGGUGAUCCCUUUCUUUGCCUUAUGCACUACAAACAAAAGCAGUCUUGCAGAGUGGCUGGGUCUGGACCCCAACAAGGAAAGACAAUUGUUCUCAGCAGCCAAAGGAUUCCUGCACAGUUGGGCACCACCUGGGCUUAUCUUUGUGCCUCUCAUUGUAUUCCUCCCCUGUGUUGCUACUUUGCUGAGCUGCCUGUCCUGUGGAGUUUGAAACCACCUUUCUGAGGAUAGGAAUGGGAUGGUUUUUUCAGAGCUAGAGGAAGAAGCAUUCAUAUGAUCCCAGGGACAACUUUCUAUGGACAAGAAGCAUCGUGGCCCUGCAGAAGGGCUGGAGGAACAGGGGGAGGUUUCCCAGCUG
Molecule: messenger RNA, 1950 nt
Organism: Candoia aspera
Lineage: Eukaryota; Metazoa; Chordata; Lepidosauria; Squamata; Candoiidae
Gene: VSIG10
Product: V-set and immunoglobulin domain containing 10
Exons: 9
Coding region: 46-1593 (515 amino acids)
Biological process (GO): cell-cell adhesion
Cellular component (GO): cell-cell junction; plasma membrane
Molecular function (GO): cell adhesion molecule binding
Source: RefSeq, a predicted model, not a curated record